Peronospora matthiolae is the source of this 1026-nucleotide messenger RNA. The record is from the annotation of a GenBank genome assembly. NCBI's taxonomy places the organism in Eukaryota, Oomycota, Peronosporomycetes, Peronosporales, Peronosporaceae.
AUGGGGCAGUCGACGUCGAUCCAAGAAGACAAGAUGAAGAAGCGCGCGCGCCAAGCCGUGGGUACGUUCAUGGACUUCGGAACGCACUUGACGAACGCCAACGAGUGGGCUCAGAUCUGUGCGACACCCAAGAACUGCUACUUAUCGUUUCGUAUUGUCAUCGACCGUCAUACGUCGGCGGAGCUGCUGCCGUACGUCUGGAGGCUUUGUGGCAAAGUGAUGGUUGAAGUGCGAAAGAUGCGACGACCUGUUACGAAGCCGCUCGAUGUGGCGAGUUUACGCUGCCGGUCGUCCGUGGGCGAGACCGGAAUCACAGAGACAAUCGGCCAGGCCAAGAUGUUGAGUGUGGCCCAGUUCUAUUACAUGUACUGCUUUCUAUCGGACGUCAAAGCGUGCGCUGCUCAUACUGUGCGCUUUCCCGACCAGACGGGAAGCGCCAGUGACUCGGGCUUUGACGAGACGGAGUGUCAGAUCUGUAUGGACAAGAAGAAACAGGUAGCGUUGCCGUGCGCCCACAGUUUCUGUCUCAGUUGUUUCCAGCACUGGAGUACGCAGAGCCCAACGUGUCCCAUCUGUCGCGCCCCUUUCGAUUGCUCGGAAGGCGACGAGAUGUGGCAGUUGACGUCGAACGAGGUGGAAGAUCUGGGCUCGUAUGCAACUGACUUGGUUGCGCGGAUCUACGAGUAUCUGGACAAGUGCAACAAGUCCAGGUUCACGGAAGAAGACAUGAAACGGUCUGCUGAGCUCUACACAGCCGCAAUUGCUGUGAAACAGACGCCGCUGCACAAGUUUGUGCGCACGGACUUGUUCCCCACGGCGUUGCCGCUUGGGUUUCCCUUUCAUUUGCGCAGUGGGAUCCGCUUUGCGACGGAAAUUGACUCCGAUCUGAUGCUGGCACUUGAAGUGGCGUCAGACGAGGAUCAGCAUGCGGCGAUGCGACACUUUGAACAGCUUCGGCAGGACCAAUUGCUUGCUGCGGCGAUGAGUAGGCAGGCAGAAAGCGAAGAGAGUCCAGACGAGUCGUGA